AUGGAGUUGUCAACUGAAGACAAUUCACAAACCAAUAAUAAUAAUAAUAAUAAUAGUAAUAAUAGUAAUACAAAUAGUGAACAAAUUAAAGAACCAAAUUGUAAUAGUAAUAAUAGUAAUAAUAAUAAUAGUAAUAAUUUAAAUAAUUCAAUAAUAUCGGACUUAUCAACACCAGGAAAUAAUAUAAUACAAGUUAAAAUGGAUGAAGAAAGUCAAUCAUCACAAUCGAUAUCAGAAUCAUCAACGCCUACAAUCAUAGGAAAUCAAAAGGAUGAAGUAGUAACAUCAUCAAAUAAUUCAUCACCAUUAACUCAAUCACAACAAACCAAUACAUUAUCAGAAUCAACUGAAUUAAAAGUAUCAUCGCAAACAGCAACUAAAGAAACAUCAGACUCUUCACCACCAACAGGUGAGGGUUCAUCAUUAACACCUCAAAAUUCUGUUUCACCAUUAACAGGAUCAAGAGAUAUCGAUUCACAACAUGAUGGUGGUGGUAGUAUUCAUUCAUCAUCACCACCACCACCACUAUCAACAACAUCAAGUGAACCAAGUGAAUCAUCUUUACCACAAACUUUAACUUCAUCAAUUCCAUCAAUUCCAAUACCAAAUAAUACUUCAACAACAACAACAACCACUACCACUACUACUACUAAUACAACUACAACACCAUUAUCAUCAUCAACAACAAUAACAAAACCACCAUCAUUAUCAUCAAGUGUUGAAAAACAAUAUCCACCACCAAUUACAGGUAAUCCAAGAUUAAAUUUAUUAAAUAAUGGUGGUAGUGGUAAUAGAUCAACCAAUGGAUUGGACGUACAUAAAUAUAGAACAUUUAUAGGAUCUAAAUUACAAUCAACCAAUGUAAAAGAUGAUCCUUUAGCAGAGGAAAUGAUCUAUUUACCAAAGGAUGAUCUAUCAUUUUCAAAAGUUGAAGCAUAUCAUCGUAUCAUUUCAACAGCUAUGAGUUUACCACCUGGUAUACCACCCGAAUAUUUCAAUCCUUUUGAAUUUAAUCAACAUGUUAAAACUUCAAUCGAUACCUUUAAUGCACCACGUAAAACUAUAACUAGAAAUUAUGAAAAAUUUAAAAAGGAUCAAGAUCGUUUAAUAAUUAUAAAUAAUUCACCAUCAAUAUCACAACAACAACAACUUCAAAAUGGUUUAAUAUCAGCAAAUACUAGUUUUUAUAUAGGUAGUACAAGUGCUACUAGUAUCAAUGGUGGUAAUAGUAAUAAUAAUAGUUUUUUAGAUUAUUUUAAUAAUAGUAAAGAAAAUAGUAGUGGUUUGAGUAAUACAAAUUUAAAUUCAAAUAGUAUUUUAAAUGAUAAAUAUGAAUGUGAUAUAGUUUAUGAAAAGGAGUUAUUAAAUUCAAAAUUAGCGACAGUACAAUCAUCAACUGGUAGAAACAGUGGUGGAGUUAUAGAUGAGAAAGAUUUACCACCAAGUUGGGCAGAGUCAUCAGAUGAAUUACAUUUUGAAUAUCAACAACCCAUUACAUCCGAUAUAGAGUUGGAGAAUCAGGAACAAAGAAAACGUCAACGUCAUCAUGGUUUCUUUAAAUAUUAUAAACCAGACUAUAAUUGGGGAUCAGGUACAGAGGUAUCACUUUGUAAUAGAACCAUAGUUGAUCCAUGGAAAAAAUCAAAUUCAAUCAGUGUAUUAUUGGAAUUCAAAGGUUUAGUAUUUCUAUUGGGUGAACAUGAACCAUUCUAUUGUCAAAUGUUUUUAUAUGAUUCUGUUAAUAAAUGUAGAUUAAGUGAAUCAUUUCAUUUUGAUUUCAAUCCUGAAAGAUUGAAAUUAUUAGUUGAUAAUGGUAAUAUUAAAUCAAAUUCAAUUACAAAUGAUAAAAAUAAUAGCAAUCCAGAAUCUGAUUCAUCAUCAUCCACAUCUUCAUCAUCAUCAGUGGCAGCAGCAAAUACAAAUCCUUCAACACCAGAUUAUUUAACACAAUGUAGACAUGUUUUAGUAUCAUUACCAGUGAAACAACAAAAGGAUAUUUGGAUAGUUGUUAAAAUUAAUAAAGUUAUGCAAGGUGAUCCAGAUGUAAUCAAAGAACCUUAUACCAAAUUGGAUGAGAAAGAAAUUGGUAAAUCUAAAGUAAAAGUUUCAACAACCAUUCAAGAUAUUGGUAAAAGAUUGGGUAGAUUUCAUCAACCAUUCUCAAUUACUACUUUACCAUUAACAAAUGAAGGUGGUUUUGUUAAACCUGGUACUGUGGAAUGUGAUCUCUAUAAACAAGUUCCAAAGGAUUUAUCUGAUCUUCAAGAUUUAAUCACUGAUAUUAAAGAUCCUUCAAAGAAAAAGAAAUUAAAAACUUUAUUAGGUGCUUUCACUUGUGUAGUUCAUAAAACUGAAGGUGAAUUACCACCAUAUGGUCAACGUUUAGAUCCAUCUUAUAAUUUUAUUAAAUCUUCUGAACCUUAUAAUAAUGCAAAUCAAAUUGAUUCUAAUAAAUCAUAUAAUAAUAAUAAUCAAAAUAAUCAAAAUAAUAAUAAUAAUAGUAAUAGUACAAAUACUUCAUCAGAUAAUGUACCACAACAAUCACCAGCAAUUUUAAUUACACCAGAUUGUACACCACCAUUUAAAUCAAUUAAUCCACAAGUUGCAUUAUCAAUGUCAUCAUUAAAUUCACUUACAACAACAACAACAACACCACCAACAAAUAAUAAUAAUACUACAACAACAACAAAUACAACAACAAAUACAACAAAUGAAAAUAAUCAACAACCAGAUUUAUCACCAACAUUAUCACCAAGAAGACAAUUACAACAUUCAUCAUCAUAUUCAAAUAGUAUUAAACGUGUUAAUACAUUAGCAGCACUUAAUCCAGUUAUACCAGCAAUUAGAGAGAUUCAAUGUUUUUCAAAGUAUCCAGAAUUAAUACCACAUUAUCAACAAUUUAAUAAUCUUUAUAUUUAUCCAGAAACUGUUUGUUUAAAUAAAGCUCAUGGUAGAAAUAUAUCAAUAAAGAUUGAAAUACGAGAAGAUGAUUCAGUAGUUGGUGGUCAAGCAUUGAAAUUAAUUUAUGGUAAAUCAUCAUGUCAAAGAUUCCAAUCGGUAUUUCAUACAGAAACUCAUUAUCAUAAUAAGAAUCCAAUAUUCUUUGAUGAGAUUAAAGCUAAGUUACCACCUAUUUUACCAUCGAAAUUACAUAUACUAUUCACAUUUUAUCAUAUAGUUUGUAAAGUUGGUAAAAGAGAUGAAGUAUCAGAGAAUAUCAUUGGUUUCUCUGCAUUGCCUCUAUAUAGAGAGAAGAAAUUCGUUGAUAAUGGUCCACACUCAUUACCAUUGGCAAUUGGUCCACCUAAAAGUGGUUAUCUUGGUAGAAUGACUGAAGGAGAUUAUGUACUCUUGGAGAAUGGUAAAAGUUUAUUCAAAUUUGAUCUAAAAUUAAAUUCAAGUCUUUUCCCUCAAAACACUCAUUUAAACAAAUUUUUAUUACAAUCAAAAGAUGAAAAAGAAUUAACCAAUUGCUUAAAUCAUUUCCAUUUAUUCGAUCCAUUAGAAUCAAUUAAAUUCUUCCCUGUAAUUAUGAAUCAUUUACUUUAUGUACUUUGUAAUAGAGAGAGUACUGUUGGUUCAACUGCAAUUAAAGCUUUAUUGGUUUUACUCUCAAAAAUUCAAUCAUACCUUGAAGAUUCAAAUAUUCGUGUACCAUUAUUAUCAUCUUAUAUAACUCAUAUUUUUGAUAAUCCACCUGAUACAAAAAUACCUGUUCAUACUGCAUUAUGUACAAGAUUAGUUUUAUUUUUAAUGAGAAAAAGAUCAAAUGAUUUUAGUGAUAUUUCAAAUUCAUCAAUAUUUUCAUUUUCAUGGUUUAUAUUUGAUUUAAUAAUUAAAUCAAUUGGAUUAUAUAAAUUAGAUGGUAAAGUACCAAUAAAGGAUGGAGCAACAUCACCAAGUUUACCAUUUUUCGAAAUUCAUGAUCCAGAAUUUAUAAAGUUUAUACCAAAAUUAGUAUCAUUUGGACUAUCACAUAUUUUAAAUUCAAUUACAACAAAUCAAGAUUGUAGAUUGGCAUCUGAUGCAAAUAAUAAUUUAGCAUUAUUUAUUAGGGAUUUAUUUGGUGUUUUCGAUAGAGGUGUUGUUAUAGAUUUAUUAUUCACUUUUAUAAAUGAUAUUAAUCAAGGUAUUGGAAAGGAUCCACAAAAUGCAACAACUUUUCUUUAUUAUAAAUUCGAUUUUCUAAAGAUCAUUUGUGAUUAUGAACAUUAUAUAAAUCUAAAUAUACCAACACUCUAUUCAAUUAGUAGUAUUCAAAAUUUGUCAACUAAAAUCAAUGAUACUCAUCCAAUUUCGGGUAUUUUGAUUCGUGAGGUUUUGGAAAUCAUUUUCCAUGGUUAUCAUUCAAUUGAAGUUAGGAAUGUGGCUUUUACAACAUUGAGUACCAUUCUAACAAAACAUGACUAUGAUCAACGUUAUCAAACACUUGCAAAGAAAGAAAGAAUUGCUUCAAUUUAUUUCCCUUUAAUUUUAGAAUUAAUUGAUCAUCAAGAUAAAUUCAAUCAUUGGUUUAGUAUUGCAGAUAUCACUGAAAAACGUUUACUCAUUUCCUCUCUAUUAUUUGUAUUAAAGAAUUUAUCAAAACCAUUAUUAAAACAAUGGUUUCAUAAAGAAGUACCACAAAGAUUAAAUAUUUUAUUCGAAUUAUUAGGUCAAUUUGCAAAUGCUUUUGAAUAUCAACAAAUUAAAAAUCAACAACAAAAUCAACAACAACAGCAACAACAAAAUGGUGCUAUUGGUGGUAGUGGUAGUGGUGGUAGUGGUGGUAAUAGUAUUAAUCAUUCUCAAGGUGAUAGUGGUAAUUAUCCUUCACAAUCAAUUGAAUCUGGUACAGGUAUUCAAAAUCAAAAUAAUAAUAGUACUAGUAGUAUUGGUACAAUUUCCUCAUCUGGUAGUUUUAUACCAACUCCACCACCUCCAAUGUCAAUGAUGGCACAUAGUGGUAAGUUAUCAAAAGAUGUUUUCAUGAAAAAGAAUCAAUCUUCACCAUUAAAAGAUUCUUCUUCAAAUUUAUUAAAUAGAUCAGGUUCAAAUUCUUCAUUAUCAAUUAAUACAAGUGGUGGUGGUAGUACUAAUCAACAACAACAACAAAUUUCACCAUCUGCUUCACAAGAAGUUAUACCACCAUCACCACCAUCUACACCACCUGUUCCAUCUACAAAUUUACAACAACAGCAACAGCAACAACAACAACAACAACAAUCAAAUAUUACAACAUCAACAGAUUCAAAUAAUGGUGAUGGUAUUAAUUUAAUUCAAGCAUUUGCACAUGCAACAAUUAAAGAAGCUACAAGUAUUAAUAGUAGUAGUUCAAGCCUUUCAAUACCAAAUGAUCCAGCAGCAGCAGCAGGAGCAGUAAUUGGUAAUCGUAAUAGAACAUCAGUUAAUGGUAGUACAAGUAUGGGAACAAGUGCAGCAAUUUCAGCAGCAGUUGUAGCAGCAGCAGCAGCAUCAGGACCAAAUAGAAAUCGUCAAAUUGGCACAAAUGAAGCUGUAUUAGCAUCUGAAGCAAAUUUAAUUAUAUUAGAUUUCAUAGAGGAUUUAAUUAAAUAUCAAUAUACAUUACUUAAAGAGAAUGAUUCACCAUUAUUUGAAAAGUUAUUCCAAUUAUUUAUAAUUCUAUUAAAGAAACGUCAAUCACAUCGUGUAACAAGUUGUUUAUUUGCAUCAUUACGUUCAUUCGUAUUCAAAUUUAGAAAUCAUUUCUUUAAAGAUCAACAAAACAAUUAUUGUAAUCAAUUAUGUUGUGAAGUAUUACGUUAUUGUAAUUUCCCAUCAAAAGAGAUUAGAGCUGUUGCAACCGGUUUCUUAUAUUCAAUGAUUAAACAUAAUAAUCAAGUGGUUGGUAAUUUUGGUAGAAUGAAAAUUCAAGCCACAAUUGCAUUGAGUAAUCUAGCCAAUAGUGGUGUAUUUAAAAAUGAUUUCAAAAAUUUAGAAAGAUCAUUUUCAACCAUUUCAAAAUAUUCAAUUGAGGAGCGUAUGUUGGAAUCGUCCAAUAAUACAAUCAUUGGUUUGAAUCUAUUGGCAACCCUAUCAAAGGAUGAAAUUCAAGAGGUGAAAAAUAAAUUUAGUAUUCAAAUUCAAAAGAUGUCAAAUAAACUUUCAAAGAUUAUUCGUGAUACAGUUAGAGCAAACCUUUUGAAAGCAAAUUCCGAUCCUGAAACCAUUCAUGAACUUUAUAGUGAGAUUGCAUCUGGUUAUUCCGAUACACCAAUCAUUAGAAUCGAUUGGUUGAAUAUUUUAGCAAAUAAACAUAUCGAAGAGGAGAAUUUCUUUGAGGCAGCAGUUUGUAAACUUAGAAUAGCUCUAUUGAUCAUUGAGUAUUUAGAACAAAAUAAAUUAAUACCAUGUAAAUUGGAUUUAACAUUGAUCGAUCAAAUUUGUCCAGGAAUUUCUGAACAUGUAAUUCAAGAGGAUGAUGGUGUUUUCACAUCACCAAUUUUCUCAUUACAUGGUUUAACCACAACGAUUCUAUUGGCAACUAAUCAAUUCCGUAUGGGUGAUUAUUUCGAAUAUUCAAUUCUACUUUAUAAAUUCCUAAUGCCACUCUAUGAAAAGAAUAGAGAUUUCGCAAAUCUUUCCGAUUGUCAUAAACAAAUCACCGAUCUAUACAAAGAGAUCAUCAAAGCCUAUGAAAAUAAAUCACGUAUGUUGGGUCGUUAUUAUAGAGUUGGUUUCUAUGGUGAAGGAUUUGAAGAUUUGGAUGGAAAAGAAUUCAUUUAUAAAGAACCAAAACUCACUCAUUUAUUCGCACUCUCUGAACGUUUGAAAACUUUUUACACAAAGAAAUUCCAUCAAGAAGUUGUGGUUUUCCCUGACAGUGGAAAAAUUGAACGUUCCAAUUUGGAUACUGGUAGACUUUAUCUCCAAAUCACUUCUUUGAAACCAUAUUUUGAUCCAAAGGAUUUAGAAUUAUCACCAAGACCUGAUUAUUUCGAAAAACAUACCCUUUUGAAAGAUUUUGUUUUCAUUACACCUUUUACACUCACUGGUCGUACUCAAGGUUCAAUCACUGAACAAUUUCAUCGUAAAACUAUACUCACCAUUGAAAAUACUGCUCCAAAUAUGUUGAAACGUUAUUUGGUAGCAAGUAAGAAAGAGAUUGAAAUUAGUCCAAUCGAGAAUUCAAUUGAAACCAUUCAAAAGAGAAAUCAAUUGUUAUCCAUUGAAAUCAAUCAAAAUCCACCAUCAAUUAAAACUUUACAAGGUGUUUUACAAGGUAGUGUUUUAUUGCAAGUCAAUGCUGGUGCCUUGGAGAUUUGUCGUGGUUUCUUGGCAAAUCAAAUGCGUGUUAAUUGGCCCGCUCAUCAUAUUGAAACUUUGGCUCAGGAAUGUACAAUCUUUUUAAAACAUUGUAAACGUGCUUUGGAUAUCAAUAAGAAUAAGAUUCAAAUGAAUCAAAUCUCUUUUCAUCAAGAAUUGGAAUUGGGUUAUGCUAAACUUUACUUUAAAAUGGAUCGUUAUAUUCGUGCUGAAAUUAAUAAUGAAUCUGAUGAAGAAGCUAUCGAUAUGGAUCAACAACCUGAAACUGUUCAAUCUUCAUAUGGAGCCGAGGAUGAAUCUUCUCUAAUCACUGAUUUAUCAUAUGAUGAUGAUAUCUCUAUUAAAGAAUCUUCACCAAAUAAUAUUUUAGAUAAUUUAUUACCAAAUUUAAAAAAGAAAUCAAUGGAUAAUUUUUUAACAAUUAAAGAAGAUAAACGUAUUAAAAGAGGUUCUGCUGAAUUUGAUAAUAAUUCAACAACAUUAAAUAAUAAUAAUAGUAAUAAUAAUAAUAAUAAUAAUUCCAAUAGUAAUAAUAAUUCACCAUUUCCAAUCCAAACUCCAAGGUCAAUGAAUGAUAAAAAAUUUUCAAAUAAUCAUUAA
Messenger RNA from Dictyostelium discoideum AX4, 7866 nucleotides. RefSeq names its product DOCK family protein (gene zizC). The transcript has 2 exons. The record is from RefSeq and is a predicted model, not a curated record. Gene Ontology annotation, molecular function: guanyl-nucleotide exchange factor activity. Bases 1 to 7866 code for a protein of 2621 amino acids. NCBI's taxonomy places the organism in Eukaryota, Evosea, Eumycetozoa, Dictyosteliales, Dictyosteliaceae. Gene Ontology annotation, biological process: small GTPase-mediated signal transduction.